Molecule: messenger RNA, 5703 nt
Organism: Terrapene triunguis (Three-toed box turtle)
Lineage: Eukaryota; Metazoa; Chordata; Testudines; Emydidae
Gene: PPM1F
Product: protein phosphatase, Mg2+/Mn2+ dependent 1F
Exons: 7
Coding region: 87-1418 (443 amino acids)
Biological process (GO): protein dephosphorylation; negative regulation of protein kinase activity
Cellular component (GO): cytosol
Molecular function (GO): cation binding; protein serine/threonine phosphatase activity
Source: RefSeq, a predicted model, not a curated record
CGCCCCGCUCCAGGCAAGGCGGCUGCCGCGCCCGCCGGGCCGUACCAACGUGGCUGCCGCGCCCGCCGGGCCGUACCAACGCGGCCAUGGCCAUGCCCGCGGAGGCGGCCCGGGGUGUCCUGGGCUCCCUGCUGCGGGACUUCCCGUCCCCGCUGGGCCCGGAGGAUCCCCUGCCCUGGAGCGCGCAGGGCAGCGCCGCCCUCAGCAGGGCCGAGGCGCCGGGGGAGCUGGCCGAGCUGGCCAGGCGCUUCCUGGGCGGCAGGGAUGCACCGCCUCUUCUUGCAGCAUCUUUGAUCCACGCUGCAAUUGAUGAGGUGCUACAGACUGAUCUUUCUGUUUUUAAGAAGCAGAGUGUGGAAGAGGAGGAAGAAGGAGACCAGGGGAAGUUCACCUUGCUGGAUGGAGGCUCUUUGCAGCGCUGUUUCUUUAAUAAGCUGCGAGACAUCUGCUGUGAAUGGCAGAAGCAACUGCCAUCCCUGAAGUCACUGAAGCGCUUCCUGCUUAUUUCCAGCCAUGCCAUCCGCAACAUCCGCCGGAAAAUGGAGGACAGACAUGUUUCUCUCCCAGAAUUCAAUCAGCUCUUUGGCUUGUCGGAUGACGUUGAUCGAGCAUACUUCGCUGUAUUUGAUGGCCAUGGUGGAGUGGAUGCCGCCAAUUAUGCAGCAACUCAUUUGCACAUAAAUGUUGCAUUACACAAGGAGAUUCUUAAGAACCCAACUGAGGCCUUGAAAGGCUCUUUCCAGCAAACUGAUGAAAUGUUUCUUUUCAAAGCUGAAAGAGAGAGGCUGCGGAGUGGUACAACAGGUGUAUCUGCCUUAAUUGUAGGGAACAGGUUACACAUAGCCUGGGUUGGAGACUCCCAGGUAAUGUUGGUGCAGCAGGGAAAAGCUGUGACCCUGAUGGAACCUCACAAACCUGAAAGAGAAGAUGAGAGAAUGCGUAUAGAAGCCCUAGGUGGCUGUGUGACCUACAUGGACUGCUGGCGGGUCAAUGGAACCCUUGCUGUUUCCAGGGCUAUUGGUGAUAUAUAUCAGAAGCCCUAUAUCUCUGGAAAUGCAGAUGGUAAUUCAUUUGAGCUGACAGGUUCUGAAGAUUACUUGCUCCUGGCCUGCGAUGGAUUCUUUGAUGCCAUCAGACCAUAUGACGUGGUGGAUCUGGUCCUAGAUCACUUAAAGCAAAACAAAGGAGAUGGUCUCAAGGUAGCAGAGAGACUGGUGUCUGCAGCAAAAGAAAAUGGAUCCAGUGAUAACAUCACUGUCUUGGUGGUCUUCUUAAGGGAUCCCCGAGACAUCUUGGCAGACUGCUUGAGAGACCCUAAAAGCCUCAGUGUUGAUGAGGGUGCAGAGGAUUCACCCUUUAACUUUUUCAGCUCUGAGAUGAACAAUCAGAGCGACAGCCACACAACGACAAAAUCUUAACUCACAUAUGUUCCACAAAAGAAAUUUUCUUUCCAUUGAAGAAGCCUCUAGUAGGAUGGGUAAAAUGUCAGGAAUAAGGUGACCAAAAUUCCACAAAGAAAAAUGUCAGAGCUCAUCUUACUAUAUCCAUUGUCCCCUCUUCCCCUGAAACAGCUGAGCAGGCUGGAAGACUUGUGCAACUACUUCUUCCCUGGAAAUAGUUUUAAAGUGUUUGCCAGGUUGCCAAUUCAUGUCCCUCUAUCCUGGAGGUGGUAAGGAACGUAUAAGCUAAUGGAGGAGAAUACUUAUUUGUAUUAUGCUCAUUUGGGUUCUGCUUUAAUUUAAAAUAGUGCUUAAAACAGAAAGCUAACAUGCACAUAGUUAAUUGUAAUGUUACCUAUUUUGGGGUGGGGUGGGGAAAGCCAUCAUCAAAGAGAAGCUUUUUACUGCACACUAUCUUUAUGAACAGGUUCAGUAUUCUAGAGGAUCAGGUGUCUAGGAGUGGGAUCUUGUGUUCUUCCUUAUAUACCCUCAGAGACCUCUCAACUUCAUCAUUUGGUACCAAAGACAACAUUGUGAAAGAGGGUGAUGUAAUAUAAACCUCAUCCUUUUAAAGAGCAAUUUAACUUUUUGUAUUUAUGGGGAAAAUAAAAUGAAACACUUGAGGGAAACUAGGAAUAUCCCAAACAGAAGAAGCAAUUUGUAGUUAAUUAAUUUCUGGCAUGAUCUGGUAAUUAAUUUAAUUGACUGAUAUGGAAAGACUAACUUUAGAGUAAGGGUGAAUUAUUUCUGUGACACAAACACACUUUAUUAGCUCUUUGGUAACCUGAAAAGAGAGGACACUUGCUGACUGUGUUUGAAAGGGGUCCAUAGAAAUUGUGUGUAUAUGCUCUGCCAAUUCAAUAGGCCCUGUACUUGCCACAUCCUUUUUUAUGGUUUGCUAUAAACAAAGGGAAGUAUUUUAUUUUUUUCUUUUCAUAAACUUUUUGAGUAUUUACUGAAUGUUAUGGUUGUGGGAACUUUUUUUGCAGUGUUACUGUAUUUUGUUGUGGGUUUUUUUAUUUAAAUAAUUAGGAUUUUUAAAAUGUACACUUUUGUUGUCUGGCUUUAAAAACUGGCCACCUUCAAAUGCCUUAAAUGUUUCAGUAAAGGAUGGGAAAGAUUAGUUUUCUGUCAAAUUCAGGUGACCAUGUUCUAGUUAUGUUUUUAAAAUUUGAUUUAUUUCAUUAAUAUAAAUAUUUUAAUGCACUUACAGCUCUUUCAUUUUUUUGUGAAUGACUGAGCAGGAACUGUGUUCCAAGAACAUUUUGUUUUUCUGUGUUGCCAAACUUUGUGUUGAUUGUGAGACUCCUGAUAUUUAGUGUUUUCUUAAAGGCCCCAGCUAGCUGGCCUCAGGUUAUUUACCUGAGAAUCUUCGAUUUCAUUUAAAAUUUUUUUCCAACCCUCAGUUUUGUAGAAGAAAACAAACCCUAUGUGCUCCAAUACCAUUGUGCAGAUGUUCAAUAAAAAGAACCCCAAGUGUUUAAUUUAAAAAAAAAAUGUUAGGCCUGACUCCUGAUUGCUUUCUGUUUGGCAAUACUGCAUUUAUGAUAUAUAUUUGAUACAGUAACUUCCUGAGGAGAUGAGUUGAGAUUAUGCUAGAGAACCAUGUGACUGGUAUAUAACAUGCCUGGGUGCAAGCAUGCAGAAUGCGUGCAUAUAUAAUUGCAUUGCUUAGCAGGUAGUAGACCCAUGACAGUCACGAUCAGUGCUGCUGGAGCCACUAGUCUGAUUCUGUCACUGUUCCCAUCACCGUGACGCUUUCUGUAUUAGCAGGAUCUGAGAGCUGUAUUGCAAAUUUAUUUUAUAACUUUUGUAUCUGAACAGGAAAAGCAGCCCAUCAGGUGGUGGGAUUGUAACAUCACUUUUGACUUUGGCACACUGUUGUCAUAUAGCAGUCCUGUUGGUUAAAAUGCCCUGAAUAUUUUAAAUCGGAAAUGUUUUAAGGGGAGUAAAUGUCUAUGGAAAAUUGAGAUUUGUCUUAGCUUGAUCAGAUAGCCGCCUUAAAAUAAUGAGGUGGGGCGAGGAGGCAGAGCAGCACUGAUUGUGCUCAUGCUAUGAUAAGCUGUCAGCUAACACAAGAUAAUUCAAUUAUCCAAGUGAUUUAUUUGUCAGGUUACCCCCAAAAGAUGGUACAAUUCAACAUGGUAACUCCAUUUGUAGGGGGUGGGGGAAUAUUCCACCACCUAGUAACUCUGACAAUGGCUCUGUUAUUGUAUUAUGGAAAGGCAGUAACCUCUGCAUAGUUAAGGUUGAAACUAUUUUUCUGUUAUAAAGAGAAAUUUUGCUACCCUUCUAAAAUGCUUGGGAGAAGCUUUCUCUUACUGCAAGUGAGCUAGGUAAGGUGGUAGGUCAGAGGGAAUUUUUUGUGCCAAAUCUGGCUGUUCAAUUUUUUUAGACUUCCCUGAUUAUAAGAAUAAUUCAGUGAAUCUUUGUCAUAUCCUACCUCUAGAAUGAUGCAACCCAGAAACUUCGGCUUAGGUUUGUUUGCAGGGGUUUUGGUGACCACUAGUGCAUUUUGGCAUCUUGAAGAGACAGGUCCCCAUAUUCAGAAAUAGAACAUUCUGUCUGUGUCUUAUGGACCUCUCAGGUUCACUGUUACUUUUGUCAAAACCAGGAUAGCUUAUAGAGGUGGUGUAAGAUUUGGAAGAUUCAUAAAGUUGCUGUUUUGUUUCAGAACUCUGCCAGCAUUUCAAAGAUAUGGAGGGAAGUAGGCAGACUUUAAAAGCCAAGCCCAUUUGUCCUACCUUUCUGUUAUAAACUUCUGCCCGGUAACGCUGCCAAAAUUAAACAAAUCCACCUGAAACUUCUGACUGAGGCUCCUUGCCAGGUGAGAAUAUCUUAACCAACUAUCAAGUGACUAAGACAUGAUAUUUUUCAGAUAUGGGAGCUAAAAUGAGUACUAUCCCUAUUUGUACUAUUAAUUUUCAUAUUUAAACUCCCUUUAAACGAAACUAUUGCAGAAUUUCUAGUCUGCCUCAACAAAUGGCUGCAGAAUCCCAGAAUCUUUCUGUGGAACUUAAGUUCAGCUUCCAGGGACUAAACAUGCUCUUGAAAUAGAAAUGGGUCUAUCAUCCGUGAGUGUACUAGAAAACUAGUAUAAUUGUCUGAUCAAGAGAAGUACUGGACAUGACACACUUUAGAUACUGGUAGCAGAGUUCAAAGGGGCACCAUCAACUUAAAAAUCACAUUUGUCCGAAAUUUAUUUUUUUACCUUCUUGUGUUAAGGUUACUAUAACCUGAGCAAGACAGGGGCAGGGAGGAGAAUAUAGUCUUUAUUUUGUCAGUCUGUUGUUUCUGCAUUUAACAGCAAUUUAUAUACUAUUUCCUCUGUGUAGUCAGUCAGAUUUCCCUGAUUUUGGGGGUCUUUUACAUAGCAAUAGUAAAGGUGGGGAAAGUGAUGUGAAACCACAAAAAUUGGCUGAGGGACUCAGGGCAGAUGUAGUACCUGAAACUACUUUUCAUCUGACUAGAUUUCAAGUUGGAUUGUGUCCCUUUUAAGAAGUAGUUUAGAGUAACCAAGCACUAAAAUACAGUAGUCUUUAAAAACAAUGCAACACACACUUAAAAGCUUCAUCUUCUGUUGGAUGAAAACCUGCUUUUUUCAUGAUACUUAGAUAUGGUACAAGUCUCCCUUGUGCUUGAACAGCUCAGUUCUAAUCCUUUUUACGUUUAUUCUUUAGUCCUUGAAAGAAAUGUAAAAUAAAUUAAUAAAUCAAAUGUUCUGGGUCUAACCUAAACAAAAGGACCAGAAAUUCAUAACUCAUGGUUGUAAACAAGGAGAGUUGUUCAAGGGAAAAGGACUCCUGUCACAGCCUGUUAAUGUCUGUUUGACAGUAGUUUUUUGUAGAACCUUUGAGAGCUAGAUAGAGGCAGAGCAAUUUUUAGAACAGUGGGGGAAGGGGAAUUAAGUAAAAUCUACCCUCUAACAGUGACAGAGGAAUGAAAGAGAGCAUGCAAGACAGGAACACGUUUAAGUGUUAUUAGUGCCUAUUUUAAAAAGGAAGUGGGCUGGAAAAUACAGCUACAAAUGUCAGUUUCUUAUGGAGAAAUAUCAAGUCCUGGAAGAAAUUAAAAACACUUUUAAAAUGGCAGAACUAGAGUGAUAACCUUGUCUUAUAAUAGUGAGGUGUUGGGUCAGGAAUGGGAUUAGAGUAAAAGCAUCUUAGGUGAUUUCUGUGACCUUGCUCAGUAUUGUUGUGUCCUUAGAGGUUCAUGCUGAUAAGUGGAAUUCUUCUAAACACAUUGCAUGCAAGGGAACUAGGCU